Molecule: messenger RNA, 2440 nt
Organism: Hevea brasiliensis (rubber tree)
Lineage: Eukaryota; Viridiplantae; Streptophyta; Magnoliopsida; Malpighiales; Euphorbiaceae
Product: actin-interacting protein 1-2
Exons: 7
Coding region: 94-2100 (668 amino acids)
Biological process (GO): actin filament depolymerization; positive regulation of actin filament depolymerization
Cellular component (GO): cortical actin cytoskeleton
Molecular function (GO): actin filament binding
Source: RefSeq, a predicted model, not a curated record
GUGGAUAUUUGGGGAGUUCAAAUGGUUCGGCCUACGGGUCUCCAAUAAUCUUGUACUUUGGGCUUAAAGCCCAACAUCUGAACAGCCCACUUCAUGCAUAAGACCCACGGCAGAUCCCAACCCAUUUCUUCACCCGCCAACUCGUUCAAAACUCCUGACCUCGAAUCCCGCACUUUUUCUCUCUCCACUCUCUUCACAAUAACUACCAUAACAGACACCGAAAGCACUCAUCAGUCAUCACUUCCCUCUUGUCUCUGUCCCUCUCUCACAAUGGCAGAUCUCAUAGAAACCUACGCAUGUGCCCCCUCUACAGAGCGGGGCCGAGGAAUUCUAAUCUCCGGCGACCCCAAAUCCAAUUCUAUUCUCUACACCAACGGGAGAUCCGUUAUAAUCCGGUACCUCGACAACCCUCUAAAAGUCCACGUCUAUGGAGAGCAUGGAUACCCUGUCACCGUUGCCCGCUACUCCCCCAACGGUGAGUGGAUUGCAUCCGCUGACGUUUCGGGCACUAUUAGGAUCUGGGGAACUCACAAUGAUUUCGUUCUGCACAAUGAAUUUCGUGUCCUAUCUGGUCGGAUCGACGAUUUGCAGUGGUCGCCUGAUAUGUUGAGGAUCGUUGCUUCCGGUGACGGCAAGGGGAAGUCCUUCGUUCGUGCUUUUAUGUGGGAUACAGGCAGUACUGUAGGAGAUUUUGAUGGGCACUCACGGCGGGUUUUAAGCUGCGCAUUUAAACCUACAAGGCCGUUCCGAAUUGUCACCUGUGGAGAGGACUUCAUCGUGAACUUUUAUGAAGGUCCACCCUUUAAGUUCAUGCUGUCUCACAGGGAGCAUUCCAAUUUUGUCAACUGUGUUAGAUUUUCACCAGACGGCAGCAAAUGCAUUAGUGUAGGUUCAGACAAGAAAGGUAUAAUAUACAAUGGGAAGACUGGGGAAAUAAUUGGACACUUGUCCCCAGAUGAUGGUCAUACAUCCAGUAUAUAUGCUAUUAGUUGGAGUCCUGAUAGUAAACAGCUACUUACUGUCUCGGCUGACAAGUCUGCAAAGAUAUGGGAAAUUUCUGAGAAUGGUAGUGGGAAUGUGAUCAAAACAUUGGUAUGUCCUGCUUCUGGCGGAGUGGAUGAUAUGCUGGUUGGAUGUCUUUGGCAAAAUGAUCAUCUUGUUAUUGUUUCCCUUGGUGGCACAAUUCACUUAUUUUCUGCUAGUGAUCUUGAUAAAGCCCCUGUAUCCUUUUCUGGACACCUGAAAAAUGUCAAUGCAUUAACAGUGGUCCAGAGUGAUCCAAAGCUGAUUCUGACGAGCAGCUAUGAUGGGCAUAUAUUUAAGUGGACUCAGGGUCAAGGCUACAAGGGUAGAUUAGAGAAGAAAGAUAGUUCUCAAGUUAAAUGUAUAGCAGCUGUUGAACAAGAGGUUAUUACAUCAGGAUUUGACGACAACGUGCGCAGGAUUCCUCUAAAUGGGAAUGAAUGUGGAGCAGCAGAGCAGGUUGACAUUGGCAGUCAGCCUAAGGAUUUGAGCCUUGCCAUUGAUUCACCCGGACUAGCUUUGGUUUCAACCGAGUCAGGAGUUUCCUUGCUUAAAGAUCUGAAAGUAGUGUCAAACAUCAACCUUGGAUUUACUGUGACGGCAUCUAUAAUUGCACCUGAUGGAAGUGAAGCAAUUGUCGGUGGCCAAGAUGGUAAGUUGCACAUAUAUUCGGUGUCUGGUGAUAAUCUUACUGAAGAAGCAGUCCUUGAGAAGCAUAGAGGUGCAAUCAGUGUAAUACGAUAUUCGCCAGAUGUCUCCAUGUUUGCCUCUGCUGAUAUAAAUCGUGAAGCUGUUGUUUGGGACCGUGCCUCCAAGGAGGUUAAGCUUAAUAACAUGCUGUACCACACUGCUCGUAUAAACUGCCUCGCAUGGUCUCCUAAUAGCUCUUUGGUGGCUACUGGAUCACUAGAUACCUGUGUCAUUAUUUAUGAAGUUGGGAAGCCUGCUUCAAGCCGCAUAACCAUAAAAGGAGCCAACUUGGGUGGAGUUUACGGCUUGGCAUUUACUGAUGAGUGCACUUUGGUCAGCGCAGGGGAGGAUGCCUUUGUUCGCGUGUGGAGGUUAGCACCACAAUAAGAUGGUAUUAGUAUUAGCAGCAACAUGCUUAAUGCAGGACUAAAACUUUCAACGGAGAAAUAAUCAGAGGGAAAAGGAAAAAUUAAAAGUUCAGAACGCAGGUAAUCCAUAGAGUUGAUCAGCAAUUGUGGUUUGGCUAAUCAGCUGGCAAGCAGUCUUUAUCUCUCCCUUCCUCCCUACAAGCAAUCUAUUUUAGUUGGUCAGAAAUGUUUGUAUUCCUUUUAGUUUCAUCCAUGUUCUGCAGUUUUGGCCAGUGACGCUAUUUUAUUUGUGAUGGGAUAAAUCUAUUGUGUAUAAAUGAUAAAUAUUGAUUCUUUAAGCAUUUGUAUUUUGUGUUGUA